CUUCUCUACUCGGUUUUGAGUGCAUUUCCCCAACAUAGCUUCGCGGCUUCAUCGGAGGUGAUUCUUUUCUUUCCAGCUUUCAGCUUCUUCUCUGCUCUAAAUCAUGGCAGAUGGAUUGGUUUCGUUAGUCGUGGAGAGUUUGGGGUCCAUGGCCAUCCAAGAGCUGAGCUUUUUAGUGGGUGUUAAGGAAGAUCUUGAAAAGCUCUCGCAUACCUUCGAAUUUCUUCAAGCGGCACUCAUCGACGCAGAGAAGCAGCAAGUGAAGAAUGAAUUGGUAAAAAAUUGGUUAGGAAGGCUCAAAGAUGUGGCAUAUGACAUGGAUGACGUUUUGCAGGAGUGGAAGGUGGUGAUCGAUGGUUGCGAUGAUGGUACCGGCUCUGAAGAUAAGGUAUGUUCCCACUCAUUCCCACCUUGUUUCUCCUUCGACAGAGCCAGCUUUCAUGUUAAGAUCGGACGUCGGAUAAAAGCGAUUAGUGCAAGAUUAGACCAGAUCAAAGAAGACAAGGAUAGAUUCAUUUUCAGAGAAAUCAGGGAAGAAGGUGGAGCGAUCGAGUCGGAUACGAUGGAAACAAGUUCACUGAUAGAUGAAACUGGGAUUUUCGGUAGGGAUCCAGAUAAGGAGAUAAUUGUCAAACAGUUGGUAAGUGAGGGCAGCAGCAAUGAGGAAAACAUCCCAGUGAUUUCUAUUGUUGGGAUGGGAGGAAUUGGCAAAACUGCUCUUGCUCAACUAGUUUUCAAGGAUGAGAGGGUUAAGAAGCAUUUUGAUAAAAUGAUUUGGGUGAGUUUGCCUCAUGAUUUCGACGUGAGGAGAAUCUAUUUAGCCAUCACUAAAAUUAGAGGAUGGUCUGGUUCCUUGGAAGAAUUGCAAUUCAUCUUACAAUGUGGGGUACGAAAGACACAGUUUCUGCUUGUGCUGGAUGGCCUAAGUAAUGUUGAUGAAGCCAGGUGGGAAAAGCUUAUGAUUUCGCUGAAGGGAGCCGCGACGGGAAGUAGAAUUUUAGUCACCACUCGUAAUGUGAAUGUUACAAAAUUAUUUUCCAUGACACUGAUGCAUGAACUGAAACCCUUGUUUGAGAAUGAAUGCUGGUCGUUGUUGAGCAGCAGAGCUUUCUCUGGAGGAAGAAGAGGGGAUGAUGGUGGAGUGUUGGAGUCAUUAGGUAGAGAGAUUGUAAACAAGUGCCAUGGAAUUCCUCUCCUUUUGAAGACUAUAGGAAGUGCCCUGCGCAGUAAAAAAGAUGUACAGGACUGGCUGUCUGUCUUACAUGAAGAAAUAUGGGAUUGGGACUCGUUAGGUGCUGAAAAAAUAGCACCUGCUCUAUUAGUGAGUUUCCAUGAUAUGCCAAAGCAUUUGAAGCAAUGUUUUGCUUUUUGUUCCAUAUUUCCUAAGGGUCAUUUCAUCGAGAAAGACAAGUUAAUCAAGUUGUGGAUGGCCCAAGGUUUCAUUCCUCAGAGGGGAAGAGGUGAAAUGGAGAGGCUAGGUGGUUUGUAUUUCGAUGAUUUAAUGGGACGGUCGUUGUUUCAUUUCAUAGAGACAGAUGAAGGCGGUGAUGCUAAGUAUUGUAUGAUGCAUGACAUGAUCCAUGACGUCUGUGAAUCUAUUAUGAGUGAGUAUUUAGUCAUACAAGAGAAAACACCGAAGAGUGACCUUACAAAGGCUCGCCAUGCUUCAUGGAUUUGCAAUUGGGAUGUAGAAUUCAUUCCUUCAUUCAUUCACAAGGCCAGUAAUUUGCGGACACUCCUGCUCAUCGGAUGGUCAAAAAUACACAGCAUUUCUCAUCGUUUUAUCAGCAGCUUAAACCACCUGAGAGCAUUGGAUUUGAGCGGCAGCAGAAUAAAGAAGCUCCCGAAUUCUUUCCAGAACUUGAAGCUUUUGCGAUACCUCGACUUGUCAGCCACCGAAAUACAAGAAUUGCCAGAAUUUGUAAGUACCCUCUGUCUUUUGCAGACCUUAAAGCUUAAUCAUUGCUAUAAGCUUAGAAAACUCCCUAAAGGGAUUGCGAAAAUGAUCAAACUAAGACAUCUUGAAACCGAGGGUACCUGUUUGGAGUACUUGCCAAAAGGAAUAGGGAGGUUAACAUCCCUUCGGACAUUAACUAAGUUCAUUUUGGGGGGUGAGAGAGGAUGUAAAAUUACAGAAUUGAAAGAACUUAACUUUCUUCAAGGGAAACUAGAAAUAACAUGCUUAAACAGAGUAGCAAGUAGAGAUGAGGCUAACGAGGCAGAGUUGGAGAAGAAGCAGAACCUCCAAACCUUGCAAUUGUCAUGUCAGCGGAGCAAUUUGGAGAUACUCGUAGAAAGUGUGGUGGCGCAGGAGGGUGUGUUUGAAGGCCUUCGACCCCAUACAAACCUAAGAGAUCUUAUCGUCUCGGAUUACAUUGGUCGCCAAUUCCCAAGUUGGAUGGAAGAUUGUUCGUCGUAUUCCAAUCUUACGAAAGUGCAAUUAUCAUAUUGCCGGUGCAAACAGAUGCCUGCGCUUGGAAAACUGAUGUCUCUUAAAUGGCUUGAGAUAAAGGCCAUGUUUGAAGUGCGACAGGUGGGCAGCGAGUUUUGUGGGAAUAGCUAUGGUGGGGUUACCAGAACAUUCCCCAAAUUAGAGAUUCUUAUAUUCGAAAGUAUGGAAAUUUGGGAGGAGUGGAAGUUGAAUGUGGGAGCUGGAUCAAUCCCAUUUCUAAUUCAAUUAUCCAUAUCGUUCUGCAAGAAGUUAAAGGCACUGCCAGAACUGCAACACCUCACUUCACUUCAGGAACUCAAUAUCAGUUCUUGUCCAAUCCUAUGCAAUCGAUGCCAGCGGGCAGGAGAAGAUUGGAACAAGAUAGGCCACAUCCCCAACAUCACCAUUGAUGGGAUGAAAAUCCAAUGAGAAGAAACCUCUAGAAGUGCUACAUUGGAAGGCAGCUGAAUCUCAGGACGUUCCUUUCCUCUUUCUAUAUGGGCGCCGUAGAUCAACUUAUCAAGGGUAAAUUCAAGGUUCCUUCACCGUUCGAGUUGUCCGUUUCCUUUCUCGGGGAGAACCAACUUCAUUAUUGCCAAUGGAAUUCUAAUGCCAUUGGAUUGCCACCCCAACCUAGGUAGAAGAGGUUGACUCCCAAAAUUUAGCCGAAGAAUCAAGUCUCCCUUCGUUUUUUUUUUUUUUUUUUCUCCGUUCUCCACCAUUUAUUCCAUGUAAGAUUGUAAGAUUGUCUAGAAUCUGCGCUCAACUUUCCCUGUAUCUAGGUACAAUAUUUUAUAAUUAGAUUUCAUUUGUGAUUAUAAUAUGCUCAUAUUUUCAUUUUGUAAAUAAUGCAAUGUGAUUUGUGUAAUAACUCUAUAAGGUGG
Messenger RNA from Magnolia sinica, 3315 nucleotides. RefSeq names its product putative disease resistance RPP13-like protein 1. Lineage: Eukaryota; Viridiplantae; Streptophyta; Magnoliopsida; Magnoliales; Magnoliaceae. Gene Ontology annotation, molecular function: ADP binding; protein binding. The coding region runs from base 104 to 2860 and encodes 918 amino acids. The record is from RefSeq and is a predicted model, not a curated record. Gene Ontology annotation, biological process: defense response to other organism. The transcript is spliced from 2 exons.